AUGUCACUGGAGGUCCACCCCGCGUCCCCCACCGACGCGCCCGAACUCACGCAAGUCUUCUACGCCAGCUUCUGUAGCGACCUCGACAAAGCCAUGUUCCCAAACACGCCGGAUGUAACGGAAUGGUGGGAGAAAUAUUUGAGGGACGAAAUUACGCGCUCAAUUGCAGGCGAGACGUCCGAGGUAUUCUUCAAGGUGACGGAGGGGUCGGAGGGUGGCCCGAUUGUCGCGUUCGCGAAAUGGAAGCUUCCCGUUCCGGCUGCAGAUCGCGAUCGACACGAGGAACAGAUCGUGUGGCCUGCUAGUAGUGAUAAGGAGCUUUGCGAUCUUUUUUUCUAUGGAAUGGAGGGGCGACAUGAGAAGUGGAUGGGAGAGAGGCCUCAUUAUUAUCUGGAUAUGCUGGGUGUUCACUCUUCCCACCAGGGCAAGGGACUGGGGUCGAAGCUCCUUAAAUGGGGCCUCACGCGCGCUGAUGCUGAAGGUGUGGAGAUUUAUCUGUCUGCGUCUCCGGCUGGAAGACCCUUGUAUCAAAAAUAUGGAUUCCGGGAGGUUGAUACCUUCUCACCAUACCCCGACUACGUGCAGGUGGCGAUGAUACGCUCUCCCAAUGGCCUAUAG
Messenger RNA from Penicillium expansum, 618 nucleotides. RefSeq names its product Acyl-CoA N-acyltransferase. The transcript has 2 exons. Gene Ontology annotation, molecular function: acyltransferase activity, transferring groups other than amino-acyl groups. The record is from RefSeq and is a predicted model, not a curated record. NCBI's taxonomy places the organism in Eukaryota, Fungi, Ascomycota, Eurotiomycetes, Eurotiales, Aspergillaceae. Bases 1 to 618 code for a protein of 205 amino acids.